GAGAGAGAGAGAGAGAGAGACAGAGAUAAGCAUUUCAUACACAGUUUUCAUUUCUUUUUAUUUUUUUCUUCUUAAAAGGAGACAGCAGCAGUCGCCUCUACAUUGAACAGAGGGUGCGCAGGUUAAGCAGCAGCUUGGAAAUGCAGGCAUGAUCGCCCUUAUCCUUCACUCCACCUUCAACACCCAAAGCGACAUCUUUUUCUAUUCUCUUUUGAAUCAUUUCUCUUUCUGUAUUUGAUGGGAAUCGAUCUUAACUCCAUUGGCGAUGCCUUCGAAGACCCUUCUCCGUCUCCGCCUCUGCCUCCGCCUCGUGCCGAUUCGCCGUCACCGUCCGUCUGCUUGGAGCUCUGGCACGCCUGCGCUGGUCCGCUUAUCAGGCUGCCGCGGAAGGGGAGCUUUGUAGUGUAUUUUCCGCAGGGUCAUUUGGAGCAGACGACCGAUUACCGCCUGGAGCCUGCUUAUGAUCUCCCUCCGCAUGUCUUCUGCCGCGUGGUUGACGUGAAGCUUCAUGCAGAGGCAGCUACGGAUGAGGUUUACGCGCAGGUUUCUCUGUUACCGGAAAGUGAGCAGCAGGACAGAGAGGUCCAAGGAGAUGGUGAAGAGGAAGAGAUCGAAGGUCCGGCCACGUCUACUACGCCCCAUAUGUUCUGCAAGACCCUUACUGCAUCAGAUACGAGCACACAUGGAGGUUUCUCUGUACCUCGUCGGGCGGCCGAGGACUGUUUCCCUUCCCUGGAUUAUAAAUUGCAGCGACCCUCGCAAGAGCUCAUCGCAAAAGAUCUGCAUGGGAUGGAGUGGAGGUUUCGGCAUAUCUACAGGGGUCAGCCACGGAGACAUUUGCUCACGACCGGAUGGAGUGCUUUUGUCCAUAAGAAAAAGCUCGUUUCAGGGGAUGCCGUUCUCUUCCUUAGGGGCGCAAAUGGAGAGUUGAGAUUGGGAGUUCGGAGAGCAGCCAAUAUUAAAAGUGGCAUUACUUAUCCAGUCCUCUGUAGGCAAAGGUCCAAUGUUGCUACACUUGCUGCUGUGGCUAAUGCAUUAUCCACGAAGAGCAUGUUCCACAUCUACUACAACCCAAGGGAAAGCCCAUCAGAAUUCAUAAUACCGUACAGGAAGUUCGUGAAGAGCUUUGAUCAUUCAUUUCCUAUUGGCAUGAGGUUCAAAAUGCUGUUUGACAAUGAAGAUGCAGCAGAUCGAAGGUACACUGGGUUGAUUACAGGGAUUGGUGAUAUAGAUCCUGUGAGAUGGCCCGGUUCCAAAUGGAAAUGUCUGUUGGUAAGGUGGGACGAUGUAGAGACCAAUCGUCAGGAUAGAGUCUCUCCAUGGGAGAUUGAGCCAUCUGGUUCAAUUCCUAGUUCUAGCAAUUUGAUAGUACCUGGGUCAAAAAGAACCAAGAUCUCCCCGCCAUCUGUCAAAGAAGAUUUUCCACUUCCAAAUGGAAGUGGGCUUUCAGGCUUCAUGGAAUCCUAUGGGUUCCAUAAGGUCUUGCAAGGUCAAGAAAUUUCGGGUUUUGGAACUCCUUACGAUGGUAUUGAUGUAUUAAAUCAUCAAUCAUCUGAACGAAGGGGAUGCAUUCCCAAUCCCAAUAGUUCCCGCAUAGUUGGGAUCCAAAAUGGUGUCAGAAUCCCACUACCUGGGAAUUCUGACACUUCUUCUCUUAAGGGCACAAGUUUAGGAGAAUCUGUUCGAUUCCACAAGGUCUUGCAAGGUCAAGAAAUAUUUCCAUUGAAACCACAGCACAGUGGAAUUCAAGUUGAUGCUUGGGCACACCAAAAUGGUGGGCUUGGAUUCUUUGAAGGGUUCCACUUGUCUAGCUCUGGAAGAAGAUGGCCCACUCUGUUGCAAGGGUACCGUGCCCAUGUGCUACCAUCCGUGCCUUCUCGUAAAGUCUCAUCACCAUCUUCUGUGCUAACGUUCCCGCAAGCAAGCAUUCACACUGCAUAUGGCAUUGAUAAUCAGAAGAGAAGGGAGAAGGGUAGGUACUUCAUAACACAUGGAUCGCCACCUUGCGGGUCGCCUUGUGACCCCGAGCAUUCAGGGGAAGAUUUAGGAAGCAUGUAUUCGCUGUAUCAUCCAUCUAAGGAGUACAACAUUCUAGGUGCCGUGCACACUCCUGUGCUUGUCGGAAAGGUGGAUCGUAGCAAUGGGCAAGGUGGAAUUCCGAGCAAAAGCUGUUGCAGACUCUUUGGUUUUCCUUUGACCAAGGAAACUGUGGUUGCAACUGAAGCGGAUUCCGUUCCAGUCGACUCUCCAUCUUCAAUGAAGGACUUGAAUAUGGAGGCGACUUUUCAUCCUACUACAGAAGGACAGUUGCUUUCAAAAUCUCACGGGCUGACAAAAAUAGCUGGUCGCAAUUGCACUAUAACACUGUAGUGGUGUAGGCAAGGGAAUUCAUCUCUCGAAGCAUGAUGGGUGCGAUGAUCUGACCCAUGAGUUGGAUGGCUGCUUGAUAUGGAGGGGCAUUUUGAACGAUCCAGAGAGAGGAUGACCGGUUGUUGAUGCAGAUAGCGUUGUGAUUGUUUGAAGCAAUCCUUGGCAGUAAGAUGCUUCUGUGGACGGGAGGUUUGCUAGGCAUGCACGAUGAACAUCCAAGCAGUUUCUGUGAUGGAACACACUGUGUGGAUGUCCUGGCCGAAAGUAAGGCUGGUUCACUCAUCAGGUGGCUGCAAUGUGGACAGCUAAAACAUCCAUCUGACAUGUGGACUCACCUGAUUUUAAGGACAGGGCAUCUACAUGGAGGGUCCCACCUGGGGAACAGCUUAGAUCAUGCACGUGUGAUGGUGUGUGAUGGUGCAUAGAGGAGUUGGGCUACACAAGCGUGGCGGUUAGCAAACCUAUUGAACAUUUGCUGCUUUUUUUCCCCCCUCAAAAAGUCUUUUUUCCAUGGGUAGAUUUAAUUCAAUCCUGAGGCAAAAUCUGCAAUAUUGCUUCUGAGAUUUGAUCUCUAACAUUUGCUCAUGACCACUAAGUGGUAAAAAUGGCACUUGUGGUCUUUGGCGACAAUGCCAUAGUUCCAUCGGAGGAUGCUGCUGCUACAACGUGGAAUGCUGUGGUUCUGCUGGUAUGGUAUCAACCCAAAUGUAGCUCGUAUGUUUGUCUUUGCUGUGCAAGAAAGUGUUUUCUUCUAAGAAUUUCUUUGUUUGAGAAUCUCGAGCAUGAGUAUUGAAUCAUGAACUUUGUUUCACCGCUGAUUUUCAUACCCACACGUGUUGAACAGUGUACUUAAAAUUGAUCUUAUUGGUUAUUAACUACAAGUAACAUAUCAACGGAUGAUUUUCCAGCA
Messenger RNA from Magnolia sinica, 3280 nucleotides. RefSeq names its product auxin response factor 3-like. The record is from RefSeq and is a predicted model, not a curated record. Lineage: Eukaryota; Viridiplantae; Streptophyta; Magnoliopsida; Magnoliales; Magnoliaceae. Gene Ontology annotation, cellular component: nucleus. Bases 238 to 2370 code for a protein of 710 amino acids. The transcript has 11 exons. Gene Ontology annotation, biological process: response to hormone; regulation of DNA-templated transcription. Gene Ontology annotation, molecular function: DNA binding.